UGCUUCAUUUCUGUUGUCCGAAGUCGACUAGCGAAACAGAGGAGCAAAAGCUUGAAGAAGACGAAGGACUAACAAUUUUAAGAAACUCAAAGAAAAAAAAGAACUCCGAUUUCUAGUUUUAUUCGCUUGGGAAGUGGUGCUGAAGUUCUUUGGUCUUUUGGGUAUCAAUGGCGGAUCAUUCACUAGGUCCGGCCAGCUUCUGGACCCAAGCAAAUGCUCUUCUCAGGAAGAACUUGACAUAUCAGUGAAUUGGACAAGCCCAAAUACGGAUGUGGUUGUACUUGUAUUGAUACUAAUGGAGAUGGCCGCUGUGAGGAAGUCUGUGGAGUACAAUUUUCAACUCUGGAACAAGCUUCCAGUUGCCCAAUUCCAAGCCCACCUGAAUGGCCUCCUUUGUUGCAAAUGCCUGCUCMCGAGUUUCGUGCUGUUAGAACCAAUUUUAAUCCAUUCACAGACUUACCAGACGAGUCGUGCAGGCGAACUGGGUCCUGUCCUGCCACUGUACUAUUCACUGGAACUAACCAAUCUCUUGGUGAAAUUCUGCUUGGAAGCAUGUUCACAAAUUCAUUCAAUCUGAAUUCCAACAAUGUUUCAGAUAGUCUAGCUUUUAAUGUGGUGGGCUCGAGCUCGAUGACUGAAAAUAACAAUUUUCUGGAGCCAGCUUUUGCUUCAAAUCUUCCUUUGUAUAAUGUGCAACUUCAGUGCACGGGGAACUCUUCUUUGACUGUUUCUGUUCCUGUAUUAUCAGCCGAAAAGCCUCAAGAAGUUAGAUGUGUUCAAGGCUUACAAUUGUGGCGCGACAGUUCYUCCGUGAUCAAUGAUGAGCUAUAUAAAGGAUUUCAUAAAGGAAAUUCAGAGGGGAAGAUUAAUGAAGUCCUUGCAGGUUUUGAUUUCUUAAACUCAAAUGCCAAUAACUUUAAUGUGAGCAUUUGGUACAAUUCAAGUUUUAAAAAUGACUCGGGAAAUCUUUUUCCGGCAUUACUGCGUGUUCCACGCUCAGUGAAUCUGGCAACCAAUGCCUACCUUAAAUUUUUGCAAGGACAAGGCACUGAAAUUCCUUUUGAGUUCGUCAAAGAAAUGCCGAAGCAGGCGUCCAAACUCAAGCUCGAUCUAUCUUCUCUGCUUGGCACUCUUUUCUUUACUUGGGUUGUUCUGCAGCUUUUCCCUGUUGUAUUGACAUCACUGGUUUACGAGAAACAACAGAAGCUGAGAAUCAUGAUGAAAAUGCACGGCCUUGGUGACGGACCGUAUUGGUUGAUCUCUUAUGCAUAUUUCCUCACAAUAUCUGCCAUCUACAUGCUAUGUUUUGUGAUAUUUGGCUCAGUUAUAGGGUUAAAAUUUUUCACAUUGAAUGACUACAGCAUCCAAGUUGUGUUUUACUUCCUCUAUAUAAACUUGCAAAUUUCUUUGGCCUUUCUAACAGCAGCUUGGUUUACUAAUGUCAUUAUACGAGUUUGCACAGUAUUCCUUCGAUGGAAACUUUAUGGGGACUGAUGGAAUGCGUUGGGGGAACUUGAGUGACGAUUUUAACGGGAUGCGAGAGGUCAUGAUUAUCAUGGUUGUGGAGUGGUUGUUGGUAUUUUUGGUUGCAUACUAUGUAGAUCAAAUUUCAUCCUCUGGUGGUGGGAAAAGUCCUUUAUUUUUCUUGAGAAGGUUUCGGAAGAAAGCUGCCGCGUCUUUUAGGUUGCCAAGUUUGCGGAAGCAAGGAUCCAAAGUCUUUGUCCAGAUGGAACAACCUGAUGUCAUUCAGGAGAGGGAGAAGGUUGAACAGUUAUUACUCGAGCCCGAUGAGGGUCAGGCCAUUGUGUGUGACAACCUAAAAAAAGUCUAUCCGGGAAGAGAUGGGAAUCCUGAGAAGUUUGCUGUAAAAGGGUUAUCUCUUGCUGUUCCUCGAGGGGAGUGCUUUGGCAUGCUCGGUCCGAAUGGUGCGGGCAAGACCUCAUUUAUCAGUAUGAUGAUUGGCCUCACAAAGGCUACUGCUGGCACGGCAUUUGUCGAAGGUCUGGAUAUACGGAACGAUAUGGAUAUGAUAUAUACCAGCAUGGGAGUAUGUCCACAGCACGACUUGCCGUGGGAACAACUCACCGGAAGAGAGCACCUGCUCUUUUAUGGCAGACUGAAGAAUCUACGAGGCUCUGCGCUAACUGAAGCAGUGGAAGAGUCUUUAAAAGGUGUCAACUUGUACCAUGGAGGAGUUGCAGACAAAAAAGCCGGGAAGUACAGUGGGGGAAUGAAGAGGAGGCUUAGUGUUGCUAUUUCACUAAUUGGGGACCCAAAAGUCGUUUACAUGGACGAGCCGAGCACUGGACUUGAUCCAGCUUCGAGAAACAGUUUAUGGAAUGUUGUGAAACGCGCAAAGCAGGAUCGAGCUAUAAUUCUUACCACACAUUCCAUGGAAGAGGCAGAGGUGUUAUGCGACCGAUUAGGAAUCUUUGUUGACGGUAGCUUGCAAUGCAUAGGAAAUCCAAAGGAGCUGAAAGGUAGAUAUGGAGGAUCUUAUGUGUUCACAAUGACUACCUCUGCAAAUCACGACGGAGAUGUGGAGAACAUGGUGAAGCAUCUCUCUCCCGGUGCUAGCAAAAUCUACCACAUAUCGGGAACUCAGAAAUUCGAAUUGCCGAAACACGAGGUCCGAAUAGGGGACGUGUUCCAAGCAGUGGAAAAUGCAAAGAGUAGGUUCACAGUCUUUGCUUGGGGUCUGGCUGACACAACAUUAGAGGAUGUGUUUAUUAAAGUUGCUCGAGGAGCACAAGCGUUCAAUGUACUUUCAUGAUUCUCCUCCAUCAGGUCUCCCAUUCAUUCCAUUCUCAUGCUCAUGUUUGUCUUUUAUGUAUAUGUUUGUAAUAUGUUAGUUUCUGUAUAGUUCAUAUGAUUCUACAGCAUUUGUACUUUUUUCCUUUUUUAAUUUUAGAAAUAUAUUGGUCAGAUAGCAGGAGGUUAAUAAAGUAGCAGUUUGGUCUUCUUCAUGAAUCCUUUUUCUCAUAUUAGAUCCAAGAGUGUUCACUCAUAUACACUAUUUUUAGAUUAUCAACCACUCAAGGA
Messenger RNA from Momordica charantia (bitter melon), 3042 nucleotides. Lineage: Eukaryota; Viridiplantae; Streptophyta; Magnoliopsida; Cucurbitales; Cucurbitaceae. The record is from RefSeq and is a predicted model, not a curated record.